Tribolium castaneum (red flour beetle) is the source of this 1878-nucleotide messenger RNA. RefSeq lists its product as uncharacterized. The coding region runs from base 179 to 1573 and encodes 464 amino acids. Gene Ontology annotation, molecular function: mRNA binding. The transcript has 7 exons. Lineage: Eukaryota; Metazoa; Arthropoda; Insecta; Coleoptera; Tenebrionidae. The record is from RefSeq and is a predicted model, not a curated record.
AACGCGCAACUCGUUCGACGUCAAACCUCUCAAACAGCUGCUCAUCUGCUGCUCCUGGUGGUGUUGACAAUGUGUGAACACUGUUGCGUAGUUCCUUUACUUUUUUUUCUACUAACAGUACUCUAAAAUUUAUAUGACACGUCCUUAAUAGUGCAACAGGUUGUCCUGUUUAGGUAAAAUGACCGACAGAUCCGAUCGAAGAUCUUCACUAAGCUCUAAUCUAGACGAACCUCCGAACUCACGAUUGUUUAUAAUCGGAAGCAAACUUCUCUGUGAAGAUGACUUCCGCAAAGCUUUCGAAGAGUUUGGAAAUAUCGAAGAGAUCUGGAUGGUUAGAGACCGACAAACUGGUGAAAGCAAAGGUGUUACGUAUAUUAAAUACUCGAAAACUUCUGAAGCUGCCCGAGCUUUGGAAGCCAUGAAUGGGAAAUGUAUCGGUAAAUUGAACAGGAGCAUCCGAGUCAUGAUAGCUGCGAGUCGCGACCAGGGCUCAAAGCGCGACUCCAACGAGGAGGAGCGCACCCUCCGCCUCUUUGUCGUGGUCCCGAAGUCCAUGACCGACUCCGAACUGUACGACACCUUCAAAGAGUUCGGCGAAAUCGACUACGCCACCAUAAUGCGAGACAAGGAAUCGCGCGAGAGCAAGGGCUUCGCCUACGUAAAAUACUUCAAGUUUUCGCACGCAGCUGCCGCUUUCGAAACGUGCGACAAAAAGUACAAAGCGGUUUUCGCCGAACCCCGGAAACCUAACAUGAAAACCGACGAGAAAUUCUCGAAUUCCUGGAGCUCGCUUAACAAAAUCAACUCAAGUGCCUUGCCCUUGCCCACGGUCAGCAACCCGGUCGGUUACACGAAACUGAUAGCAAUCGUGAGCCCACAAGUCAACCAGGACCAGUUGUGGAAGUUGUUUGAUAUUGUGCCAGGGCUGGACUACUGCCAUUUGCGGCUGGAAGGGCGCCCCAAACCCAACAAGGGCGUCGCUUCGGUGGUGUACAACAGCGCGCAAUGGGCGGCCUAUGCCAAGGAGAAGCUCCACGGGUUUGAAUAUCCCCCAGGGAACAGGAUUAUUGUGAAACCGGACCAUGAAGAGGGGAGCAGGUCUACGUCCUCGGAGAGACAGAAACAUUCCGAUAUUUUCCAAAUUGCGGAAACUAUCGCCCAAGCUUCGAAUUUGAUUCAAGCAGCGGGGCUUUCACCCGACGUUUUGCAGGCAAGAUUAGGGUUAAUUCCCGCGAAAGACAGUGGGAUUAACUGUAGUGUUAAACUACCAGAACCCCAGCCUUUGGCCCCGAAUGAGGAAACGGUGUCCAGAUGUUUUAUUGUCUGUACGCCGAACCCGCCUCCACCUUCCGUUCUCAAAGACGUGUUUUCACGUUUUGGGAACUUAAUCGAUGUCUACAUGUUGAAUAAUAGGAACUGUGGGUUUGCCAAAUACGCAAGUACAGAAUCAGCCGAAAAUGCAAUAAAGACUUUGCAUGGGGCUGAAGUUUGUGGUAUACGAAUCAAAGUUUUGAAAGCGGAAGAAAAACAAGAACAUAAUCGGAAACGACAAAGAGUGGAAGAAAAGCCAUAGAAUAAUCUAAUUUUUGUGACAUGGACGAGACGGACGUGGAACUCGUAACGUUUGACAACAACUUUACCGUUUCAGUGACAUGGACUUAACAUUUUUCAAAAGUAGCUAAGCAUCAAUUACGUCUGAUUUUCAUUGUGUAUAUUUUUGAUACUUGCAGCAAACUAUUUCAUUUUAUAAAGUCAGGUGUAAUUGAUAUUUCUCUCCCAUCCUAUACUUCUCGACAUUAAUUUACACAAACCUAUUAUAUUUUCGUAAAAAAUUUUUGUAUGUAUUUCCUUAGUGUGAUAAUAUAUUUUCAAAUUCGU